UUGUUGCAAAGCCCACUACUACGUCCCACGACUCCCAGCACUCUUAACAUUAGGCUGAUUCAAUAAAAGCUAAAGCAUUAUUUAUUUAUUGAUUGAUUUAUUUUAUUGGUGUUUUAUGCCGUUCUCGUCUAAAGCAAUAAAAUCUCCAAAGAGUAAACCCUUAAUUGGACGGGAUAUAUUUCAUUCUCCCGUUCUCCAGGACUUGCUGACAUUAAGUGGUCGACGACCAGUUGUUCAUUGAAGAACACCUGACUUGCAUCAAAAUGUGGGCUGCGGAUAUCCAUUUAGUUAGUUAGUGUGGUGUUACACAACAAUCAUAAACAAGCCACACAGUUAAGAAAGAAGGAAGCAACAGAAUUAGCCCUUGAACAUUUUGACCAGUUCUAUAGCCCAGUAUAUGGAAAGCUUUGGCCAUCCAUUCGUAUCUCUCUGCUGUGCUCACAAAAAUACUGUGCCUUAGUGAAUAACUUUCAUGCCUCCCCAGAUGCAGUCAUGGAAGAGCUACAGUCAAGGGGAGCUUAUAAUUUCCUUACUGGUACAAACUCAUUUAAACAUGUUUAUAGAUCAUGUCAAAAUGUCAAUGAAAAUGAGGGAACAUCGUCACAGAGAAAGGAAAAUAAUCUAUUGAUGGAAAAUUCAAAUAUCCAGGAUGUGGCCUCAACAGACCUAGCCAAGGAAUCGCGAGAAGAAAAUACUUCUUAUUCACCAGAAAAUACAGAAGACUGUGAUGCAGGAAGAACUCCAGCAGAGCCAACCACCAGGCUGAAUCAGGACCUUUACAGUAGUUUUAUUCCAGCACAGAAAGUGUACUCAGACAGGCAAUUGUUAAAAGAUCAAGAAGUGUCUCAGAGCAUUUACGAACCUCUCAACAUUGAAGUGCCUGUUAUUGAAGACUCCAUGAUAAAGAUACCCAAACAUUUGAAAGUGUUUGUUCACCCUUUUGGGGAUGUUAGUGAUUUCCCAGCACCCAAACGAGACCAAUGCGGAAUGCUAGAAUAUUACCUGAUGGAUGCUGCCUCAGUGUUACCUGUGAUAGCCCUGGCCCCUGGCCCUGCUGACUCUAUCCUGGACAUGUGUGCGGCCCCUGGAGGGAAGACACUGACCAUGUUACAGACACUAACCACUGGGAACAUUCUGGCCAAUGACAUCUCAAGGUCAAGGUUACAGAGAUUAGGGUCAAUUCUAGAGUACUACUGUCCAAAUGCCUGCACACAUGUAAAGAAAUCACAGAUCAGUGGUCAGAAGUUUGACUCUCCUAUGUUUGACAAGGUACUGGUUGAUGUUCCGUGUAGUACAGACCGACAUGUUCUGACUUCAGAGGAAAACAACUUAUUCAAACCAGGACGAAUUAAUGACAGACUUCAGAUCACUAAUAAACAAAAGGAGCUGUUGUUAGCUGGAAUAAAGAGCUGUAAGCCUGGUGGGACUGUAGUGUACUCAACGUGUAGCCUGGCCCCAACUCAGAAUGAUGGAAUCAUACAGGCUGUGUUCGAAGAUCUCUGGAACACAACCAAGAUUGAUAUAGCCGUAGAAAAUAUCAGCUGGAUGAGCAAAGCCUUCAGCAAUACUUUUCGAUUUUUUGACAACUGUCGAUUUGGUCAGCUAGUGUUGCCAACACUGAGGGCAAAUUUUGGUCCUAUGUACCUGUGUAAAAUUAAAAGAAUAAAUUAACCAGAU
Messenger RNA from Liolophura sinensis, 1677 nucleotides. RefSeq names its product 5-methylcytosine rRNA methyltransferase NSUN4-like. The record is from RefSeq and is a predicted model, not a curated record. The transcript has 6 exons. NCBI's taxonomy places the organism in Eukaryota, Metazoa, Mollusca, Polyplacophora, Chitonida, Chitonidae. The coding region runs from base 493 to 1671 and encodes 392 amino acids. Gene Ontology annotation, molecular function: RNA methyltransferase activity. Gene Ontology annotation, cellular component: mitochondrial large ribosomal subunit. Gene Ontology annotation, biological process: rRNA methylation.